AUGAGAACGAGUGCACCAUACAGGCCAGGGCACUCAAACCCAACAACUAUACACAUAGUACCCAUGAUAAGGCCCCGGAACGGUGAAGCUUCAUCGUCGCGCAGCGCUUCGCUUCGCCUUGCUUCGCUGCACCGAGGCACGGGUUCAUCGAGUGGUCCAUGGGGUGAAGGCGCUCCACGCAAGCGCGUACCAACGGAAUUUAAGACGGUCCGACUGGUGCCCUCCGCCAGCGACACCGAGAAGAGCAAAGAGAUGCUUGAGAAGGCUGGCCUAGGGAAGUUCUUCGAGCGGACGCCUGUGAAGGCUCGAGCCACCUACAUCGAUCUCAAGCAGAUCAGUGACGAGAUGAGAACUCAUCAGGGCGAAUCCGGCGCGUGGUACAUCCUGACGAAGAUGGACGAUGGAUCGAUCCCGUUCCUUCUCGACUGA
Messenger RNA from Durusdinium trenchii, 429 nucleotides. The record is from the annotation of a GenBank genome assembly. NCBI's taxonomy places the organism in Eukaryota, Dinophyceae, Suessiales, Symbiodiniaceae.